AUGGCUCACAAUCAGCCUGAACGCACAACGCCAAUUACUGCAAAGUUUGGAGAAUUCACGAAACAUUAUCCGCAUAUAAAUCUUAUUCUAAUCAGAACCAUCUAUGGUCACAAGAAGAAGAAAGAGAAGCAAGAAGUAGUCUUCUACACACAUUUUGAAGAAGUACUACAGAAAAUCAAUCCAUUUGGACCAUACCAGAUAUUUGCUGUGAUUGUUAUACUCUAUGCUUCGAUAGAAUGGGCUGGUAAGUUAUUGGUUUCAAUUGAAGAAAAAUCCGUGCAAUGUCUAGCCUUCAUAUCAUUUGAAAAAACUAAAGAUAGGCUGUUUUGAAA
Molecule: messenger RNA, 332 nt
Organism: Strongylus vulgaris
Lineage: Eukaryota; Metazoa; Nematoda; Chromadorea; Rhabditida; Strongylidae
Source: the annotation of a GenBank genome assembly